AUGAGUGUGGAGGACUUGGCAUCUCGUCUUAGGAACGAGAGGAAUAUCUCUGAGGUUAGGAAGGUCCAUUCUUUGAUCAGAAAAAACGAGAAACACGGUAAAAAUAUCUACCUCGCGAAUUUACUCUUACAAAUGUAUGGUAAAUGCGGGAGCUUGGGAGAUGCCAAGGAGGUCUUUAGAGAGAUUGAGCAUCCAAAUUCUUACAGUUGGAAUCUUUUUAUCGCUGCUUACCUACAUGCCAAUGAUUUAAAAGGAGCUAAAUAUUCCUUUGAUAAGAUGCCUGAGAGGGACGUGGUAACAUGGACUACCUUGAUCCAGGCAUAUUCCAAAGCUGGGCAUCUGCAGCAGGCAAAGAUUCUCUAUGAAAAGAUGCCGGAAUGGAAUCUGGUGUGCUCGACGGCCAUGGUCCAAGCGUACGGAAGCGCUGGUCACGUCAACGAGGCAAGAGAAAUCUUUGACUGUAUGAAAGAGAGGGACACAGUGGCAUGGAACGCGAUUCUUUUGGCCUAUUCUCAGAGCGGGGACGUGCCAACGGCCAAGAUGAUCUUCGAUCGCAUGCCCCGGUGGGACAUUCCGGCAUGGAAUACCAUGAUCCAGAUGUACGGGCGACACUCUUCCGGGGAAUUGGCGACGAGAUUGUUUGACCAGAUGCCGUUGAGGAGCCUUCACACGUGGACGGUCGUGAUACGUGCCUGUGUAGAGAGCGGGCUUACAAAAGAGGCGACGAGAUUGUUUGAUCGCGUUCCGGAAUGGAAUGUGGUGCUGGCAACGGUGGCGAUGCAAAUGUAUUCCGGAAUGAGCGACCUCGUUGGCGUAAGGAGAACGUUUAUUGGAUCGCUUGAGCGCGACAUUGUUGCUUGGAACACACUAAUCUCAGCUUUAGUUUUUAAUGGGCAUUGCCAGGAAGCUCUCGAAUUCUUUCCAAAGAUGCCAGAAUGGAGCAUUGUUUCGUGGAAUCUAAGAUUGAAUUGCUACGCUCAGGUCUACGGCGUGGAUCAAGCCAAGAGGAUAUUUGACGCAAUGCCCGCCCAGGAUAUUACGUCGUGGAAUCUCAUGGCAACGGCCUACGCACGCACGAUGCAGCUGGAUCGAGCGGUCGAGAUCUUGAAGAAAAUUCCGGCUCGCAAUAUGGCGUCAUGGAAUCUAACGGUGGCGGCGCACGCGGGGAAAGGAGACUUCUAUUCCGCGGUGGAAUGUUUCUCUUCCAUGCCGGAAUGGGAUCUGGUGUCGCUCAACACGAUGAUCGCAAUCCAUGCGCAGAAGCUGGAUCUCCAGAGCGCGAGAGAUCUGUUUGAUUGCAUGCCCAAGCGGGAUCUCGUGACAUGGAACACGAUGAUCCACGCGAAUGCGGUGGCAAAUCGCAUGGAAGACGCCCAAUUCCUCUUCGAUUUUAUGCCGGAGCGCGACGCCUCGUCGUGGAACAUCAUGAUCGGCGGCUACGCGGCGGUGUUCCAGAUCGAGAUCUGCCAGGAGCUGUUCAACGCCAUGCCGGAUCGAAGCCCUCUUUCCUGGAGCAAGAUGAUCGCCGCGCUCGCCCAAAAUGGAGAGAUUCCGUCGCGAGUGGAGAGGAUGCUGGAGACGAUGGAGACGCCCUGGGCAUCCGGGAAUUCCAUCGAGAUUAUGGCUAUCCAUGGGGUUCUUCCCCAUGGCGCCGCGAUGCUCAGCGUCUUGAAAUCCUGUGCCCACUCAGGAUCCCUCCCCGGCGCCUGGAAGAGAUUCCUAUCCAUGGCUGCGGAUCGCGAUAUCCCGCCGUCAAGGGAGCACUACUGCGCGAUGAUCCACAUUCUAGCAUCGGCCGGGCAGCUCGACGAGGCCCAUCGAUUGAUCAACUCCAUGCCCUAUUCCUCCGACUAUGAAUCACUCGCCGCGAUGCUUGGCGCCUGUAAGCUACAUCAGGAUGUGGGCCGCGGCAUGGAGAUCGCGGACCAGAUCCUCGAUUCCGAGGAGAUCUCGAUGAAAAGCAGCGGCGCGUGCUUGACGAUGGUAAACAAUCUGCUUCUCUCCCAAGAACCCUAA
Molecule: messenger RNA, 2016 nt
Organism: Selaginella moellendorffii
Lineage: Eukaryota; Viridiplantae; Streptophyta; Lycopodiopsida; Selaginellales; Selaginellaceae
Product: pentatricopeptide repeat-containing protein At4g02750
Exons: 1
Coding region: 1-2016 (671 amino acids)
Biological process (GO): RNA modification
Cellular component (GO): intracellular membrane-bounded organelle
Molecular function (GO): RNA binding; protein binding
Source: RefSeq, a predicted model, not a curated record